AUGAAUGGCGAGAUUGGAUCCGAUUCUAACAGAAUAGCUGUAAUCCUUGAUUUCUGUCCUCCUCACCUCGUCUACGCUAAGGAACCUGAAAAAGAAUGUGAAAAGCCAAGUGAUCCUAAUAAUUUGAAGGAAUCUCCUAUUGAAGAAUGGUUUUCAAAGGAAAUGUUCGAGGACCUCUUCCCGAAGGCGAACCUCGGUCUAGGUCCCCACGAAUGCCUGCCUUACUCUUACGAGUCGUUCACAAUUGCUGCAAGAUAUUUUCCGGAAUUUGGAGGAGAAACUUCUAAUAAAGGCUACGAGGAAUGGCAGCAUCAAAGGCGCGACGUUGCUGCUUUUCUUGCGCACGUACUUCAGGAGACUGGCGAAACGGAUGUGUCGCUUUACAACUCAACUUUGUCGGAUAACGAAGCAGCCGAGUGUUUCUAUCGUGGAGGGUUUUACAAUUGGUUUGAGAGGGGACCCAACAGUUCGUUACUUCUGCCAAGUUUUCCUGGUUUCCAUGUGCAAGAUGGAAAAAGAUGCACUGCUGAGGGACAGUAUUGCAAAAAAGACGCAGUGUUGGAUUUCUGGUAUCCAUGUAAUGAAACUGUAGAGACUCAUGCUGGCAACACAUAUCACAAAGGCUGCUACUUUGGUAGAGGCGCUCUGCAGCUAUCCUGGAACUACAACUACGGUCUUUUCCAGCAAUUCCUGCUUUCAAAAGGAAUAAAAGUUGACUUGAUCAAUAAUCCAAAUUUGGUCAUGACCAAGAUGGAUCCACCGCUAGCAAUGUUGGCUAGUCUCUGGUUUUAUAUGACACCGCAACCACCUAAACCAUCGAUGCAUAGCAUAGUGAUAGGUGAUUGGCGGCAAUCCGAGAAAAACAGAAGAGCUGGCUUCAGCGGUCCUAUAUUUGGCCCAACAAGCCUAGUAAUAAACAAUGAAUGUGGCGGUGAGGAUCCUGAGGAGCCAGGAGGACCAGGUGAAUCACGAAGAAUCAAAGCGUUCAAGUGGUUCUGUAAAUAUUUCGGUGUUCCAUCUGGAUCUGAGAGGUCUCUCAGCUGUAAAGGAAUGAUCGAUAACUUUGAUGCUGUUCUCCAUAUGUACUCAUGGCAACCCGACUGGGGCAACAUGUGGAGAUCCAGAGCAUGUGACUGUGAGCCUGCAGCAUAUGGAGGACCUCUGCCGUAUUACGACCAGAAAAUCUACCCAAGCCGAUUCUCGAAAGAAAAUGAACGUAAUCGUUUGAGAUGUGUGUACAGUAUCUACAAGAAUCCAGAUAUAUUUCGGCUGAAUGAAGAAAAUUCACCUUGUCUGAAACACAAGCCACGAAUUUCUCUGACAAAAACUGGUAUCAAGAAGUGA
This is a messenger RNA of Necator americanus (New World hookworm), 1344 nucleotides long. RefSeq lists its product as uncharacterized. The transcript has 13 exons. The record is from RefSeq and is a predicted model, not a curated record. Lineage: Eukaryota; Metazoa; Nematoda; Chromadorea; Rhabditida; Ancylostomatidae. The coding region runs from base 1 to 1344 and encodes 447 amino acids. Gene Ontology annotation, molecular function: chitinase activity. Gene Ontology annotation, biological process: cell wall macromolecule catabolic process; chitin catabolic process.